Spirodela intermedia is the source of this 2501-nucleotide messenger RNA. NCBI's taxonomy places the organism in Eukaryota, Viridiplantae, Streptophyta, Magnoliopsida, Alismatales, Araceae. The record is from the annotation of a GenBank genome assembly.
AUGUCGUCGGAAUCCUCGACGGCGGCGGGCUCGGGGUCUGCGGAGGCAGCCCCGUCAGAGAAGCCGGUGAUGGUGGUGGCGAUCGACGAGAGCGAGCACAGCUACUACGCGCUGCGGUGGACUCUUCAGCACUUCUUCACCAACGCCCAGCACGUUCCCCCUCAUUUCUCCCUCGUCCUUGUCCACGCAAAGCCUUCCGCAGCCUCCGCAAUCGGCUUUGGCGGCCCCGGUCAGUGAUUGCCCUACCUUACAUCAUCUCACUUGAUUACCAGUCUGCUCCUCCUCAUCCGCCAUUGAUUGAGCGCGUAGAAGAGGGGGAGGGGGUUCUUGUUUGAGUUACAAUGGAAGCUGGUGGCUGUUUACGCCUUGAAAUUGAUGUGAUUCUCUGGAUUUAGUUUAGCAGGAGGAGCGGAAAUACUGACAUUCGUGGAGUCGGAUCUCAAGAAGAUCGCUGCCAGGGUCGUCGAGAAGGCCAAGCAGAUCUGCAUCGCCGGAUCGGUAACGAUUCCCAAAUGUUUGUUCAAACUACGCUUUUCCAUGAUUGAUUUGCAUUAUUUUUUAGAUGAAUCCGCAGCACGUUACUGCCUUCUUCAUCGGUGUCCAUGCUCUCUCUCUCUCUCUCUCUCUCUCUCUCUCACUCUCACCCCCCUACCCCACAGAAUGGAGUAUUAACUUUGCAUUAUCGAUAAUCUCCCAUUUUCCUUGUUAAUUUCUCCUUUCUGUGAUCAAUUCUGUUCACUUGGGAAUCAAUAAUGUGCGGAAGACAUCAAGCUGCUCGAGUGCCUGAGAAUUACGUUCACAUACUAUAUUCUUUAAUACUCUAGUAUACUUUGACAAGCAGUGAUGUGUAGAAAUCCUCAACCCAUUGUGAGGUAGCUAUUCUUUUCAUGAUAUACUAAAUAAAGUUGGACCGUGUUUUAGUAUGAAAUCAUAACGCCAGGAUCAACUUACCCUCCUGGUUCAUCAAAUCAGGCGCAUGCCUGCUUCAAUUUGGCAAUCAGUUACAUUUGGAAAUUUUGUCAAUUUUUUCUUACCCUUUUGUGGGCCUCAAGUUCCAAAAUGAAACUAAAUCCUAUACUGCGGUUAGAUCGAUCCAACUCAUAUGAACCCACUCCAUAUUUUCCGGUCAUUGGUGUUGGAUUCUAAUUGAUAGUGAAUUGAUAUCCUUUCUGUAUGAAUUUCCUUUGUGAGAAGUUUUGAUUGUUUUGGUUAGCUUUUCAUCAGGAUCUGGAGUGGAAAUCUUCAUUGGUUCUUUUCCCCCCUGGCAUGGUGGAAACCCUUUCAAACUUUGUGCGUGAAUAUUAAAUAACCGAGGGCUGAAAUGUAUAAUUUUUUGUUUCUUUCCUCCUAUUUUUCUCUUAUUUCAUUUUCUUAAUUUCACCGCUGCAUCAUCUCAUUCAACAGGACCAUGUGGGUUUGUGCUGUGAUUAUGUAAUGAUGCAGUAGCGAGGGGUCCUAAAUAGAUAUUAUAAAAAUGAAAUAAGAGAAAAAUAAGAGGAAGAAAGUGCGUUUGUGCUGCGAUUAUGUAAUGAAUUAUUUUUUUCUGGUUACUGGGUAAAUAAAUUUUACUGACAACGACGGGAGUUGGUUUUUUAGCAUCGAUGGAAGGCCGUUUUAGAGGAAAUUUAAACUAGGAAGGUAAAAAGUUGCCAGGAAGAAUCUGUACCUCUGCUUUCUGCUGUUAUCCUUCUGUUUUUAGAACAGGGGAGGUGAUUCCCCUGUUCUAAAAAGGAUAUGUAGUUUAUACUUGAAGCAACAAGAUCAGGUUCAAGUGAAGCCGGAUUUCAUCUCGUUGCUCUACUUUAUUUGUGAAGCGCGGUUUCUAUUCGCCACUAAUCAUUCGGACAUUUUUGUUGUGCCUUCAGGUGAACGAUGUGGUAGUUGAAGUGGUGGAUGGUGAUGCGAGAGUUGUCCUCUGUGACACCGUAGAAAAGCAUCAAGCAUCUAUGCUCGUCCUGGGUAGCCAUGGCUAUGGAACGAUUAAAAGGUCUGCGUUCCUUGGUUUUAUUGAAAUUAUGAGCUGCAUAAUAAGAAGAUGCUGCUCAGGUUCUUUUCUUCGGGCAUCCCCCCAGUAAUAACCCAUAUAAAGAACCCACCCUGGAAGAAAAUGAGAGGCUAUAGAAAGCUCCAGGAGAUAAUUUAUUGCACAGAAAAGGAAAUGUUGGAAUGAUCUAUGCUUGGAUAAUAAGGCAAAGAAAACUUGCCGGCACUCAAUUUCUCGGGCAACUGCUGCAUUUACAUAAAAUUGAGCAUCAGAUAUGACUACUUGAGGAAUAUUUUGCGUGAUUUUUACCUGUUCUAGGAAAACCCCAUUCAUGAGAUUUUGCCAAGAUGGGGAUGAAAGAAGAAACUUUCCUCUUUUUUUUUUCUUAUAUUUUUCUGCUGCUCAACUCUCUCUCGAUCACCCCUGCAGGGCUGUGUUGGGCAGCGUCAGCGACUACUGUGCACACCACGCCCACUGCACCGUGAUGAUAGUGAAGAAGCCCAAAACCCAGAACUGA